AAGUGGACAGUCAACCGGAAGUAGCUGGAAUCACCGUCCGCCCGAGCGACUGACAGGAUCCUGAGGUUCAGAGAGGGGGCGGCCAUGGAGUUGGGCGAACUGCUGUACAACAAGUCGGAGUACAUCGAGACGGCAUCUGGGAACAAAGUUAGUCGCCAGUCUGUUUUGUGUGGAAGCCAGAACAUCGUUCUCAAUGGCAAGACCAUUAUAAUGAAUGACUGUAUCAUCAGAGGAGACCUGGCAAAUGUAAGAGUUGGACGUCACUGUGUCGUGAAAAGCCGUAGUGUCAUAAGGCCACCGUUCAAAAAAUUCAGCAAAGGUGUUGCAUUCUUUCCUCUGCAUAUUGGGGAUCAUGUCUUUAUUGAGGAAGACUGUGUGGUCAACGCUGCCCAGAUUGGCUCUUAUGUUCACGUUGGGAAGAACUGUGUGAUUGGCCGCCGUUGUGUAUUGAAAGACUGCUGCAAAAUUCUCGACAAUACAGUAUUACCCCCAGAAACUGUGGUUCCCCCAUUCACUGUCUUCUCCGGCUGUCCAGGACUCUUCUCAGGGGAGCUCCCAGAGUGCACGCAGGAGCUGAUGAUUGAUGUCACCAAAAGCUACUACCAGAAGUUUCUACCCCUAACACAAGUCUAAUGUCUCUGCUUCAUAUAUUUAAUUCUUUUGAACUCUAAGACGAACCUGGAGAUAAAGAGAGCAGUCAGUGACUACAAGAGCUGUCCUGUUUUUGACAACUUCUACUCUCCUCGUUGUUGGCUUUUUUUUUUUUUUUUUUUUUAAUUUCAGAAUUUUUCAAUCUUCCAUGGCUCUGAGCAUUUAAGAAUUUAAUAAGGCUGGAGAGAUGGUUCAGUGGUUAAGCAUGCUGGUUGCUCUUCCAGAGGACCUGGGUUCAGUUCCCAGCACUCACAUGGCCCUACAACCAUAUAUCUAUAACUCCAGUUCCAGAGGAUCUGAUGGGUUUCUGGCUUCCGUGGUCACCAGACAUACACAUGGUAAAGACAUAUGUGCAGUCAAAAUAUCCCUUCACAUAAAAUAGUGAACUUUUAAAAAAGAAUUUUAAUAAGCACAUCUGGAAGAGUUUUCUUUACACACUGCACUUAGACCUAAUCUGUCAACAGUCGCCAUACCACCAUCUGAGGAGGACAGAAAGGUCUGUUCCUGAUGCUCCAGCCCUGAGUUUCUGCGGAUGGUUGGACCCUGCCUGGCUUGGGCCUGCAGAGCAACAGCACCCUCCCAGCAUGGGAUCACAUGACCCAAGUACUGCUCACAGCCCUGUCCUAUCCCCAGGGCACACUGUCCAAACAGAUGACACUCCACUUUCCUGCUGCUACAAUGGGACCAAUAGCCACAAUUUCUUGUGCCCUGGGGAAAGUGUGAUUUCAGGCCCAGGUUCUGAUUGGUGGCUAGAACAUGAGGAAAAGAGACAGUACCUGGGAGGUAGAGGCAGGAGGAAUAAGAGCUACAUAGUGUGCUCACACUUGCCUAGUGUGCUACAUGAGACCCUGCUUCAAACCAACAAAAAUAAAGUCAGUAAAAGAAAGAAAUGGGGAUCAGGUGGUAUCUAUUGUUUUAAGGUGGCCUUAGUUGUCCUAAAGUAGCUAAUAAAAGACUUAAAACAUCCUGGUUUAGGCUCAUUCAUUUAAAGAGGGGAUCCUACACUGCAGACUGUGUUUCUGCAAAAACCCAGGUUUGGGUCUUCAGUGUGAAUGGCUUAGUCAGGUCCUCAUUCCUUAACUCAAGGAUUACUUCACUAAAAAUGAGUGUCUGUGAACCUUGCUCUCUAGCCUAGAUGCAUUUGUCCUGUCUGG
Molecule: messenger RNA, 1805 nt
Organism: Mus pahari (shrew mouse)
Lineage: Eukaryota; Metazoa; Chordata; Mammalia; Rodentia; Muridae
Gene: Dctn5
Product: dynactin subunit 5
Exons: 6
Coding region: 85-633 (182 amino acids)
Source: RefSeq, a predicted model, not a curated record